GUGGGGGCACUGGGUUUAUUGGACGUGCUCUGGCCAAAGAGCUCCAGAAGCAGUCCAUUCAAACAUGCACCGUAUCACGAAUGCCCGCUCCAAACUCCAUCACUUGGACUGAACUUCUGGAAAAAGGACUCCCUGGUGAGGUGGACGCAGUCGUCAACCUGUCUGGCCAGAAUGUGCUCGACCCACUGCGCCGAUGGACUGAUGGCUUUCGGCAGAAUGUGGUCUCCUCACGCGUGGAGACAAAUCGAAUGCUCUCUGCCUCCAUUCGCCAGUGCCGCCACAGUGCUCCACCGAAAGUCUUCAUUACCAUCUCCGGCGUUGGCUACUAUCCCCCUCACCCCAGUGAGGAGUACACUGAGGACAGCCCUGGCGGCGACUAUGACUUCCUCUCCAGACUGUGCCGACAGUGGGAGGACGCCUGUCAGGUUGGCCCGGAGACGCGAACCAUAGCCGUGAGGAGUGGCAUUGUGCUGGGCAAGGGCGGAGGCAUGAUUCAGUCCAUGUACCCGCUCUUUUACCUUGGACUGGGGGCAAAAAUCGGCUCCGGCACGCAGUACAUGCCCUGGAUACACCUGCACGACCUGGUGGCCAUUCUGAUUGAGGCAAUGCGAAAUGAGAAGCUCUCAUCGGGGGUCAUCAAUGGCACUGCGCCUCAGCUCAUCACCAAUGCGCAGUUCACGAAGGCAUUUGGUCGUGCCAUGUGGCGUCCGGCGGUGUUCACCGUCUCAGAGAGGGUCGUCGAGAUGGUUUUUGGCGAGGAGAGAGCCGUCAUGAUGACCCAGGGACAGAAGGUGCACAGCAAGCGCUUGGAAGAGUUGGGCUUCAAGUUUCAGUACCCGGACAUUGACAGUGCUUUGAAGCAAGUCGUUUCCGGAUAG
This is a messenger RNA of Rhagoletis zephyria (snowberry fruit fly), 878 nucleotides long. NCBI's taxonomy places the organism in Eukaryota, Metazoa, Arthropoda, Insecta, Diptera, Tephritidae. The record is from RefSeq and is a predicted model, not a curated record.